UUCACACCAUUUUAAUAUAGAUGUCUCUAAAUUUUUCCACAACUUAUUUAUAAAAACUUACUAGUAAUUUAAUUCCCAAGACAUCCUCUAAGAAUUAAUAAUUUCAAUAUCUUACAUCGUUUUUCCUUUUUUAAAAAAAAAAAGAAAAAGAAAAAGAAAAACCCUAUGCAGUCCAUGUCCAAUUGUCCAUGAUAUUGAAUAAAAUGCGAAGAUCAUAAAAUAAGAAAAUACCAUUCCAUAUAAAAAUAAAUAAAAAGAAGGGGCAAAAAAUAUUCUAGGAAGUACUUUAUAUUUGUCCUCAACACCAAAUUGACUGGUGUCCAAUUGUCCAUACCACAUGCACAGCAUCUCACAUUCUAUCUUCCUCCUCCACACUAUUAUAAUAAUUUAAUUAACUUAAAUCUUCUACUCCGUAUUAUUAUUACAACUUGCACCAAAUCACACCAUUCAUUUCAUUUAAAAUUCAUAAAAUAACAAAUUAAUAAUUACUCAUAACAAUAAUUAUAAUAAUUUGUUACAACUUUGAUGUUUUCCUCAUCCAACACCAUCAUCAUCAUUCAUCAAACAUCAUCCAUCAUCAUCAUCAUCAUCAUCAUCAUCAUCAUCACAUCUUCUUUUGUUCAUCCAUUUUCACUCUUUCUUCUCUCUCUUGUUCACUUCACUACACUCCCACUAAAAAUCUCAAAAAAUGUUAUCACUCCCUAAACCCCCACUAAUUUCCCAUCUUACCCUCACCACAUUCAUCUUCAUCUUCUUCUUCUUCAUCCUCCCAAUUCACAGCUUCAACAUAACCCAGAUUCUCUCCCAUUACCCAGAUCUCUCCGACUUCACCUCCCUUCUUUCAAACUCCGGCAUCUCCUCCGACCUCAACCACCGCACUUCCCUCACUAUCCUCGCCGUCCCUAACUCCUUCCUCCGCUCUUCCUCCCCUUCUCUCCCCUCCGAUUCCCCCUCCACCCUCGCUGACGUCCUCCGCUACCACAUCUUACUCCAAUACCUCACUUUCUCCGAUCUCCGGCGAAUCCAACCCGCCGGAACCCUAGUUACCACUCUCCUCCAAACCACCGGAAGAGCCCCCGACAACCUCGGAUCUCUCAACGCUACCUUCAACCCUUCUAAUGGCGGCAUUUCAUUUCACCCUCCCAACAACAACUCUGUUUCCUGUAACAUUCUCUCUCUCCUCAAAACGGUGCCGUAUAAUCUCUCAAUCUUCACCGUUGAUUCUCUCCUCGUUCCGUACGGCUUCGAUCUGAUGGCGUCGGAGACUCGCCCGCCUCCGCCGGGGUUGAACAUCACCAAGGCAUUAUUCGAUGGACAUGAUUUUAAUGUCGCCGCUUCGAUGCUAUUAGCUUCAGGGGUAGUUCAGGAAUUUGAAGAUGAUGAAGGUGGUGCUGGAAUUACCCUUUUUGUCCCUACUGAUGAAGCCUUUGCAGACCUUCCACCGACUGUUCAAUUGCAAGCAUUAUCGGCGGAUAAGAAGGCUUUGAUUCUGAAAUUUCAUGUACUUCAUUCGUAUUAUCCUCUUGGUUCGCUCGAGUCGAUUGUGAACCCGGUUCAACCCACGUUGGCCACGGAAGAUAACGGUGCUGGUAGUUUUACUCUUAAUAUAUCCCGGGUUAACGGCUCGGUUGCGAUCAACACGGGAAUAAUUCAAGCCGUGGUGACUCGAACCGUGUUUGAUCAGAACCCUGUUGCUAUUUUUGGGGUUUCUAGUGUACUGUUGCCUAAGGAAAUCUUUGGGGAUGAUGGAAAGGGUAAAGAGGUAAAUUUGAGAGGUGGUAGUGGGAGUGGGCCGUUUAUGGGGGCCCAACCUCCGGUGGUUGGGCCUGCACCGGAGAAUUCGCCCGGUGAUGGGUAUGGUGGGCCGAGCCAUUUGUCGUCGCCGCCCGGGUUUACAUCGGAAGGAGGAAGAGGAAGUGGAAGGAGUUGGAUGAUGUUUUGUAUAGCAUUGUUGUGUGUAUUGAUAUCAUAAGAAAUUUGGUUGAUUGAUUUUGAUCCUCCUUGGCUCCUUCAUUUCUUGGUAAAUUAUAUACAAGUAUAAUUUAUUUGAUUUGAUACUA
Molecule: messenger RNA, 2060 nt
Organism: Chenopodium quinoa (quinoa)
Lineage: Eukaryota; Viridiplantae; Streptophyta; Magnoliopsida; Caryophyllales; Amaranthaceae
Product: fasciclin-like arabinogalactan protein 4
Exons: 1
Coding region: 689-1972 (427 amino acids)
Biological process (GO): abscisic acid-activated signaling pathway; multidimensional cell growth; mucilage biosynthetic process involved in seed coat development
Cellular component (GO): plasma membrane
Source: RefSeq, a predicted model, not a curated record